Haplochromis burtoni (Burton's mouthbrooder) is the source of this 2763-nucleotide messenger RNA. RefSeq names its product mpv17-like protein. The record is from RefSeq and is a predicted model, not a curated record. The transcript is spliced from 4 exons. Gene Ontology annotation, cellular component: membrane; cytoplasm. The coding region runs from base 297 to 911 and encodes 204 amino acids. Lineage: Eukaryota; Metazoa; Chordata; Actinopteri; Cichliformes; Cichlidae.
UUAAGCAGAAGGAAGCUACCUUUGCGCCGGCUGUCAGUCCAGUGCCGGUUACAGCUGUAUGGUGUUUGCCAAGCAAGUAUCUUAGCUAUGAUUUUGUGUUUUUAUAGCGUAAAUUACACGAGAAACGUAAAGACUCGGUGGUAGGUGAAUACUGUGAUGUGGAGAGAGUGAAGACCCGUGUGUGACUGUUAAAGUAUACGCGUUUAGCUAGCACAUCACAGUCAGUCGUUUUGUGGUUAAAAGGACUUGAAAUAGGUUUUUAUUUUCACUUCACGGGGUAACGGCAGCUAAAAAUAAUGCUAAAGCUGUUUUUAAGACAUGCCCGUCGCUUUCCGUGGGUUACCAACGUGACACUGUACGGCUGCCUGUUCGCCGGGGGGGACUUCGUCCACCAGUGGUUCUCCGGGAGGGAGACCAUCGAGUGGAGACAAACACGGAACGUCGCGGUGGUCGCGUUUAGUUUCCAUGGCAACUUCAAUUUCUUCUGGAUGCGUUUCCUGGAGAGGAGAUUUCCCGGGAACUCUAUCGGGAUGGUGAUGAGGAAGCUGUUCCUGGACCAGACGACGGCGGCGCCCCUCGCCACCAGUGUCUUCUACACAGGUGUCAGUUUCUUGGAGGGCAAAGAAGACAUCUUGGAAGACUGGAGAGAAAAAUUCCUGAAUACUUAUAAGACAGGGCUAAUGUUCUGGCCAUUCAUGCAGUUUCUGAACUUUGCCUUGGUGCCUCUGUAUGUGCGGACCACCUUCACUGGCUGCUGUGCCUUCAUCUGGGCCACUUUCUUGUGCUUCUCACGUCAGACCGGUGACGGCACAGCUGGUGCUGCGCUGGCGUGGAUGUUCCCUCAUAAAGACGAUGAUGCCGAAUACACUAAAGAGAAAGACAAGGUGGAUGCCCCCAGCAAAGGGGCAUGACUAUGUAAACCCACACAGUAGCAGAGUCAGUCGUUUUUAUGGAAGGUGACAAAACGUCAGCUGGACUAGUGGACUGCGGUCUAACCCAGCUGAUGUUACACUAACACUGCCAAGGUCACAGGUCAAAGACUCGGUGAGAUAAGAGAGAAAGUGCUGAAAAAAACUCCAGCAUCUUGAAUGUAUAUGCGGAAUAUUUUUAUUAUUUAUGCAGUAUAUUAGCUCUGUGGGAAAACAUUAAGAUCUAUCCUUCCAUACCACAGUGACUAUGACCAUUGGCUCUUUUGUUCAUUUUUAUUAAUGCCAUCUUGUGUUUGUUCCACAAGUAAGGUCCUUUUUUUAAAAAAAAAUUAACUUGAUUUGCUUGAUUUGCAUCAAAGUGAAAAACGGAAUAGUGUACAAACGAUUUCCACCAUGUGGACACUGGGAGCUAAUUUAUUAGCUUAGAAUUUUAAUUAAUGAUGAUUUGAGUCACAUUUUAAACAUUUAAAUCUCAGCUUAACCUUUCAUCUUUGGCUGAAAGAGUGCCUGAUCGCUAAGAAAUAUCCCAAAUGUUUCCAGUUUACAUUUUAGUAUAUGAUGUAUCGAAUACAGACAUACCCAGGUACCAGUUAGGAUUGUCACAAUGUACGAUUUUUACCUCAAAUGAUUUUCAUGGUCAAAAUAAUUCACUGAUAUUAUUACAAAAUCCAUAAAAAACAUCAACAAAAAUAAAACUAAAGCAACAAGAAAGUCUGUAGGAAUAGCUGUACAAACAUGAAACUAAUAACAACUACAAAAUUAUCAUAAUUUCAGUUUUAAAUAUCACUGUUAUUAUGAAUAACAUCUAUCAUGACACCUCUAGUACCAACAAUAUGUGAUAUUGUUUUAUAUGUUUGUAUUAUCAAUUUAUAGGUGGGUCAUUUUUACAUAAGAACGCUAAUGAACUGAGUGCACAGUAUGAAUCCAUUCAAGCACAAGAAAAAUGUAAGCAGAUCUGAAAACACAGUUUUGAUUUGCACAUUUUCAGUCAUCGUCAUUUCACUAUUUAAUAUGCAGUACUGAGAAAGUUAAAGGUUAUGCCGUGUUGGUCUAAUAAAAUCUGGGAAAGCUUGUCUCAAACAUCCAUUUACUUGAAAGGAAGAAAUGUUGCCUGCCUGUUUUUGUAACCUUUGUUAAUAUUAUACCAUCGCAUGGGCUCAACCAUCUCUAUAAAUAUUACUUUAUAGAUACUUUAUAGAACUUGCCUGCAUAAAAAAAUGUUAAAUCACACGCCUCUGGCUUUUAUAAAUCGAGUGCAGCUAGAGUACAGCAGUUUGUUAUGUUAUAUAUAGACUUUAAUGGCAUACUUCUCUUUUCUGUUUCACACAGAUAAUUAACUUUUUCUUUCUGUUUCCAUGUACUACUGGAAUUUAUGGAGAGCUUUUUUGGUACGUUUGAGCCUAAAAUAUAGUUUGCGAUUACAUACUCAUUCUGAGUGUGUGUGGCUAUAACAUUUCAUCUGUCUCACAAGACGAAAUUAGUGCUGUUAAUAACAUAUUAAUAUAUGAAGCACUGCUGGAUCUGAGGUAAAGAAAAACAUUUUAAUCACUACUGUAUCUUUUAUCAGAAAUUGGAGUGUAUGUUUCUUAAUAAUAACUUCCGAUUUCAUGACUGUAUGUGUGCUGAUACCCUGGAGCUGAAAUGUCCAAGAAAUGAAUAUUCCUUUUGUUUCUAUGCUAUUUUUUCAAAGUCAAAACCUUCUGUUUUUACUGGUUUUGUUGUCACAGAGCACAAAUGGCUGCUGUUGACUGUGAAAACUCAUCUAAUUACUUCUGCACCAACCGCUGGAAAUAUAGUAAUAAUAUUUAUUGUUGAAUAAAUCGAGAAAAUGUCA